Zeugodacus cucurbitae (melon fly) is the source of this 2142-nucleotide messenger RNA. Its product is annotated as UDP-glycosyltransferase UGT5. Bases 384 to 1955 code for a protein of 523 amino acids. The record is from RefSeq and is a predicted model, not a curated record. The transcript has 2 exons. NCBI's taxonomy places the organism in Eukaryota, Metazoa, Arthropoda, Insecta, Diptera, Tephritidae. Gene Ontology annotation, molecular function: UDP-glycosyltransferase activity.
UCAAUUUGGUUUCAUUCGAAGAUGUUGAUUUCUUAUUUGUCUUAGAUUCGCGCCAGUUAUUUGAAAGAGCAUCGGUUUAAAUAAAAUAUUCUAAAUCCAAGUGAUAAGAUUUGAAUUAACUUUUUUUGUAGUUAAAAGAAGCGCAGGUAAAAAUUGAAUAAAUACCAGAUUUGACAUUAAUUACAUGUAGAAAAACAUUAAAACAUGACUUGCAAACAGAAAUAUUAAAAAUAAAAGCGAAAGAUAAUCUAGAGCAAUCAGUAUAUAAACAAAGGUAAAGAUUAAAGAUAUGUGCCCAAAUUGGAUUGGUUUUUUUCCAACGAAAUUAUUCCUUCAAUUCAGUACUAAAUGAAUUUCGAACGCAAGUGGUUGAAUUAAAAACAAUGCGUACCUCGAGCGCUAUUCUGGCUUUGGCCUUUGCUUUCGCAUUUAAUAGCUUCAGUUGUGGAGAAAGUGCAAGAAUUUUAGCGAUAUUUCCAUUUCCUGGGCGUUCGCAAUUCAUAUGCGUUGAGCCAUAUCUCAAGGCGAUAGCAUUACGUGGCCAUGAACUUACCGUUAUCUCAAUGUAUCCACAAACGAAGCCGCUUGCAAAUUGGCGAGAUAUUGAAGUGACUGAGAUGCGGAAGCACUAUGAUGCGGUAAUGGCGGGUAUUUAUAAGGAACGUUACACCUACUGGAGCGCAUUGAAUGCGUUCAAACCUUUAAUCAGUAUUUCCUUGAAACAAGUGCUCGACAGUCCAGCCGUUCAAGAGCUUCUACACUCUGACGAACAUUUUGAUCUGCUCAUACUCGAACCGCUGCGAAAUGAGCCACUUUUUGGCUUUGCGGAACACUUCAAAGCGCCAAUAAUAGGCAUAAGCACAUAUGGCAUGGAUCCUCACUUGGACGAGUAUGUGGGCAAUAUAUCACCGCUAUCAUUUACGCCGUUAUACACCGUACCACUGACAGAUCACAUGAACUUUUGGCAACGUCUUCUGAAUCUUUGGUGGACCACAGUGGAGCGUGUACAUUUGCAUACUAUUAUGUUGCCUUAUUACGAAGAGGUUUAUAAGCAUUAUUUUCCAAACAGCAGCACAGAAUUGAAGCAGCUACGUAAAAAUAUGUCACUUCUGUUGCUCAAUCAACAUUUCUCGUUGAGCUAUCCGCGUCCUUAUGUACCGAAUGUUAUCGAAGUCGGUGGAAUAUUUUUGCCAGACAAAGCAAAUCCUCUUCCCGCCGAUAUGGAGCACUUCAUAUCUUCUUCACCCUUAGAUGUGAUCUAUUUUUCGCUUGGCACAAAUGUUAGAAGCAAAAAUUUGCCAAAAGAAAAACUUGAAGCGCUCCUUAAUGUUUUCGGCUCUUUAAAUGUAAAUGUGUUGUGGAAAUUCGAAGAUACCGAACUGCCUGGUAAGCCAAAUAAUGUCUAUAUCAGUAAAUGGUUUCCACAAUUCGAUCUAUUGGCACAUCCUAAAGUCAAGUUGUUUAUUAUGCACGGCGGUUUAUUGGGCACCAUCGAAGCGAUACAUAAUGCCAAGCCACUGAUUGGUAUGCCAGUGUUUUUCGAUCAGUUUUUAAAUGUGGCACAAGCAGUGCAAUCGGGCUUUGGUUUGCAUGUCGAUAUUAAAACAUUUACAGCAGAUAAUAUGAAGCGUGCCAUACUGGAAGUACUCAAUAAUCCUAAAUAUACGGAGAAAGCUAAGGAGCUAUCGCGACAGUUUCACGAUCAACCAAUGAAGCCAUUAGAUACGGCUAUAUACUGGACGGAGUAUGUACUACGGCAUAAAGGCGCCCCACAUAUGCGUGCUACUUCGAAAGAUCUAAACUUUAUACAGCUGAAUAGCUUAGAUACAGGUCUAGUGUUGUUUGGUGGUCUCGCGGGUGUUUUAGUACUGACGCUAUACAUUUGGUGUAAAUUGUGUGCCAAGCUAUAUGCAAAAUUGGGGAAUUCAAAUACGAAAAAGCGAAAGCGUGAUUGAAUUUACAUGGUCAGGUAGAUAUUUGUUAGUUAAUAAAUACAAAUUUGUAACUUUAUAAGUGCUUAUAAGGAGUGAGAAUGUUCUGAAUAAUUUUGUAAACUUUUUGUUAGUUCUGAGAGUCUAUGAUAAUUAUAAUAUAUAACCUUAUUAUGGUAAUAAAGAACAUGGAAUUUUAUUAUUAAACUUC